UUUGUAGUGCGGACUGCCCGUGCAUACCAGACUAAGGGGGUUGGCUUUCGUAUCAUCACACCACACGAUGACCAACGUGCUCUCAUUGAACAUGAGUUGGAAGAGCUCCGCCUUAUUUCAGGCAACGAAGCGGAACACACCAUCAUCUCUGCGGCCAGAACGGACAGAUUUGGCUUCCUGGCUAACCACCGACAAACUAAUGUCGUGCUUACCCACUGCAAGGAGACCAUGAUUAUAUGCACGAGUGAACCAUCCAUUUGGGGUCCAGCCGCACCAAUACUUAUCAGACAGCUUGCAAUCGCCUUUGGGCCACAAUCGUGGGUA
This is a messenger RNA of Pisolithus orientalis, 324 nucleotides long. RefSeq lists its product as uncharacterized. NCBI's taxonomy places the organism in Eukaryota, Fungi, Basidiomycota, Agaricomycetes, Boletales, Pisolithaceae. The record is from RefSeq and is a predicted model, not a curated record. The annotation marks the transcript as partial. The transcript is spliced from 2 exons.